This is a messenger RNA of Punica granatum (pomegranate), 2255 nucleotides long. NCBI's taxonomy places the organism in Eukaryota, Viridiplantae, Streptophyta, Magnoliopsida, Myrtales, Lythraceae. The record is from RefSeq and is a predicted model, not a curated record.
UUCGGUCGACCAAUAUAUGUUGUCGGCCAUUAUAUUAAAUUAAUAAUAUUUAAUAAUGCACCCAAGCUAGCUGGCGGUUGGGACAUGAUCAGUAUCACACUCACCUGCUCCUUUUAGUUCUGACUGAGGCGCUCUAUUAGAAUUUGUUGUUGUUUCUUCUUCUUUGUGUGUAUCUUCUCAAGGAUGACUGCUAAUACCCCCAGCCCUCUUCAGCAUCCCUUCCAUGAACAUGCCCUGGUCCUGCAAGAGCUGAGCGAAAAUUUCAGCUUGGAAUGCUAUAUCUGUAGUUUCUCCGUGCAAGCAGUCCGGCCUACCAUUGCAUAGAGUACUGCGAGUUCUUCCUCCACAAGUCGUGCGCUGAGUUGCCUCCUGAGAUUCAACAUCCCUCUCAUCCACAGCACCCGCUGGCGAUUAUAUCCUCAAGAGAGUAUAGUUCCUGUAGCGGGUGUGAAAACCCUAUAUCUCAUGAAUAUAGUUAUAAAUGUCGUCUCUGCUUCGGAGUAGACCUGCACAUGGGAUGUGCAGCUGCAACUCUCCCUCCUCCUGAAGCAGAGCACAAGGACGAGCAAGAGCACGAGGAGGAGAUAAUUCAGCACUUUGCUCACGAGCAUCCUCUUGCAUCCUUCCACGUGAAUGCAACAAAUUGGAUUUGUUGCGAGGCAUGCAAUUGGCAGAUCUCUGGUCGCGUUUAUGGUUGCCGUGCCUGCAUAUUCGUUCUACAUGAAUCAUGCGCUCUGGCACCCCGAGAGAUAAUGAAUCAUCCUUUCCAUCCACAGCACCCGCUCACCUUGCUUUUUGAUGGCAAGAAUGUAUUGUUGAAUGACAGUAGGUUUGGAUACGACUGUAAUGAAUGUGGUUUCAUUCUCGAUGUGAAUUGUGCUGUUUCCAUUAUGCAUCCUCCUCCUCGAAAUGAUCAGAGUCGUAGCACAGACGAUAGGCGAGAUCAGAUCCAUCAUUUUUCCCACCCCCACCAACUGACAUUUCUUCAUGCUAAAGCUAAGCUUCUUGCGACCUGUGAUGUUUGCGAGGAAGGGAUAUCGGGUGAUUUUUACUGUUGCCCUGACUGCCUUUUCUUGCUCCACCCAUUGUGUGCCAAGUUGAGACAAGAGAUUGUGCACCCUCUUCAUCCGGACCACCCUCUCAUUUGCCGACCAAGUCAUCUUAAGUGCUCUCUCUGCUCUAAUGAUAUUAAACAUGAUGGCUUUGGAUUCGAGUGUGAAGAAUGUCCCUUUGGCCUUGAUGUGGGAUGUGCUCUCCUAACUCUCUCUGCUACGAAAGAGGAACUAACUCUUAACAGUGAGCUUCUCCAUAAACACCCCAUGAGGAUUCAGUUUCUAACUGAGGAACAUGAUUGUGAAUCAGGCGGUAUUGUCUGCUGCGAGUGCCCUGCUGAAGGUCUAGUUUACGUCUGUACAGAUGAUGAUUGCGACAUGAUGAUCCAUAAAACAUGUGCUGAGUUACCACGUGAAUCAGAACACCCUGUUCACCCACAGCAUCCUCUCCUCCUUUCUAAUGAGCCACCCGACAAGUCCAAUCCUUGCUUUGCAUGUCUGGAAAGCUCUCGGAGAUUCACCUAUUGCUGUGAUUAUUGUAAGAUCCAGUUCCAUGCACAUUGUGCUAUGAGAAGGCCAACUCUAAAACAUCCGCGUCACGAGCACAGCCUAUCCUAUUUCGAUAAGAUAGGCCGCGAACUCUACCGGGCACAGUGCAAUGUGUGUUACGAUUACUGCAGGAUUGACUUCUACCGCUGUGUUCCGUGCAACUAUAAUCUUCACUUCAGUUGCUUGCCUCUGCCCCCUUCUGCUAAACACGAAUUCCACUUCCAUCAGCUGGUGCUCCGUGAUAGAGUUGUUGAUGAACAUUAUGAUUAUGAGGAGCAAUUCUGCGACGUGUGUGAGACACUCAGGAACCCAGAACUUGGUGUCUAUUAUUGCGAGGAUUGUAAUUAUGCUGCUGAUAUUGACUGCGUCAUCCCCAAGGCAAAUCUCGAGAAAAGGAGACAAAUGGAAGACACUAUGCUCAAGCAACUGGAUGAACAAAUUGCCAGUAAAGAAGCGGGGGCAGAGACAUUGAAGAUAAAAAUGGAAAUGGCACAGAAAGAAUGGGAUCUCAUGCAUCCAAAUGGUCAAAAUACAUUUUAUUCAUUAUGUGCGUCUGUGAGCAUAGAUCUUAUUCUUCGCUUGUCAUUCUGAUUAUGAUCUAAAAUUACUUCUUAAGGACCAGAUUACUGAUUGUUGAAGUGUUCAAGUACUUCC